UCCGCCCCCUUCGGCCUGUAGCGCGCCCUUGUGGGAGGGGUGCAGAAGGAGGCGCCCGAGCGUGGGGGAAAAGUGAGGCGUGCGUCGCCGCGCAGGCGCAUUGGUGGACGACGGACCUUGUGUUUCCAAAAUGGCGGCAGCGAUGGAUGUGGAUACCCCGAGCGGCACCAACAGCGGCGCGGGCAAGAAACGUUUUGAAGUGAAAAAGUGGAAUGCAGUAGCUCUGUGGGCCUGGGACAUUGUGGUUGAUAAUUGUGCCAUCUGCAGAAACCACAUUAUGGAUCUCUGCAUAGAGUGCCAAGCCAACCAGGCAUCUGCUACAUCUGAAGAAUGCACCGUGGCCUGGGGAGUCUGUAAUCAUGCGUUUCACUUUCACUGCAUCUCUCGCUGGCUGAAAACACGACAGGUGUGUCCACUGGACAACAGAGAGUGGGAAUUCCAAAAGUAA
This is a messenger RNA of Fukomys damarensis (Damara mole-rat), 448 nucleotides long. RefSeq names its product ring-box 1 (gene Rbx1). Bases 131 to 448 code for a protein of 105 amino acids. The record is from RefSeq and is a predicted model, not a curated record. Gene Ontology annotation, molecular function: ubiquitin protein ligase activity; zinc ion binding; cullin family protein binding. Gene Ontology annotation, biological process: ubiquitin-dependent protein catabolic process; protein ubiquitination. The transcript is spliced from 4 exons. Gene Ontology annotation, cellular component: cullin-RING ubiquitin ligase complex; nucleus. NCBI's taxonomy places the organism in Eukaryota, Metazoa, Chordata, Mammalia, Rodentia, Bathyergidae.